Gekko japonicus is the source of this 953-nucleotide messenger RNA. Its product is annotated as cathelicidin-2-like. Gene Ontology annotation, biological process: antimicrobial humoral immune response mediated by antimicrobial peptide; defense response to Gram-positive bacterium; defense response to Gram-negative bacterium. Bases 69 to 596 code for a protein of 175 amino acids. The record is from RefSeq and is a predicted model, not a curated record. The transcript is spliced from 4 exons. Lineage: Eukaryota; Metazoa; Chordata; Lepidosauria; Squamata; Gekkonidae. Gene Ontology annotation, molecular function: lipopolysaccharide binding. Gene Ontology annotation, cellular component: extracellular region.
CAGGGCAAGGCAGAGUAUAUAGGAGGUGACUUGGAACGAAAAACGGUGCACCCACAGAAGCCGGGACGAUGGAGGGCCGGAUCCUGCUGAUGCUUGGCCUUGCCGUGGCAGCCACAGCUAUGCCUCCUGCACAAGAGGAGCUCGGCUACGAGGAGGCCGUUUCCUUGGCAAUCGACCUCUACAACCAAGAGCCAGGGGUGGCGCGGGCCUUCCGACUCCUGGAAGCCAAGCCCCAGCCGGAGUGGGACCCCUCGCUCCAGUCCCUCCAGGAGCUGGAGUUCACCGUGCGGGAGACCACGUGCCCCCCCUCGGAGCAGCUGAACACGGACAAGUGUGACUUCAAGGCCGACGGGGUGGUGAAGGAAUGUUACGGGACCAUCUUCUCUGAGCAGGGGGCUCCUGUUGUCCAGUACCUUUGUGAAACUGCAGUCGAGGGGCACGUCCGUGUCAGGAGGGGCAUUAAAAAAUUCAUCAAGAAAGUCAAGAAAGUCAAGAAAGCGAUUAAGGAGGGGAUCAAGAAGGGGAUCAAGAAACUACUUUCUGGAGGAGGCUCGAACAUUGCGCAUGGGCCUGGUGGCAGGAGGCAUAUUGCAUGAAGAACCUGAAUGGGCAGUGCCAAGGAGGCGGAUUCGAUGCCCGGGGCUGGUCACGGAGCAGGCCGAGGGGCUCCCAGCAGAGUCUCCGUCUCUCACCGCUGAUGCCGCUCGCAGAGGGAAGUCGCUUUCUGAGCCAUUGCUUAACGCUGUGCGGAUCUUGCCGAAACCCUUCCCCGUUUCCUCCCGUUGUGCAUUCUCUCUUCACAAUAAAUGAUGGCGGCUCUUUCAACCCAGACUGUCUUGGGAUUUCACCGGGGCUGGUUUUCUUUGCUGCCUUUCCACCCAACUAGGGCGUCUAAGGCAGCGAAUAUAAAAAUGGCAAAGCAUGUCAACAUUAAAACAGCAUUUUCAAUUGUC